CCAAUAUAUUUCCAACAAACAGAACGGAAGACAAAUUGUUUAACCGUGCCUUUUUUUUUUUUUCUUUACCAUAAUCCCUGUUGCAUCCAAUAUUUCCAACAGUGAGCCACAGUCCGCUUUUAGCUCCAUGUACCGUUAGCAAGUUCAAGCAGAUUGCACGUCCCGCAAAACUGCGCUGGAACCGAGGAAAUAAACGGCGGUGUCUGAAUGAGAGGCGCAGCGCCACGGCGUCCGUCGCGGGCCCCCUUUUCCGCGACUGGCGCUCGCACUGACUCGCGCCGCGCCGCGCCGCGUCGCGUCGUUUAAAUGGGCCAAGUUGGAGAGGCGGCGCGAGGAGCGCAAAUCUUGUUUGCUUUGACUGUCAGGGCUAAAGCGGGAUAGAGACAGUCGUACAGAGGGUUAAAAACGGGGCAAAAUAAGCCACCGGUUCCAGUCAGUUACUUUACUCCAACAGUUAGCGUAAAGAAGGCGGUUUCCGCUUUGUUGUGGAUAAAAAAAAAAAACUUUUGUCAAACGCGAUGUUCGUCUCUGUGCAUGACAGUUCACGUGCUGCGUGUACAAGUGGGGGGAGUUAGGUUUUAUUAUUUUUCACCGAGGACUCCAAUUCAGGCUGUCGUCGGGAAUUUAUUAUAACUAAGAGGCGGAGUUCUGAAUUAGAGGACGACAAACACAAAACCAAGAGAGAGACAAACAAGUUUACAGGUGGUUGUUGGAACGAUACCCAGAUCCUGCGACCCGAUGUGUAUGACCGAGCUCCCCCCGACAUGCCCGCGGUUCGCGGUGGGCAGCGCAGCGCGGCUCUGACUCCACAGGGGGGGAGACCCCCGUCGGAGCCGGGACGUGGCCAGGCCAGGGGCAGUCCCGGAGCUGAGCGGGACAGGGACUCGACGCGGGGCAUGCAGCAGCAGCAUGCCUGCCAUCAAGAAGGAGACGCUGGACGCAGACGACGCAGCCCUGUCCACCUUCAAGCACCGUGCCCAGUGUCUGGCCCCUUUAAAAGGCAACGCGCUCCCCGCGGUGACCCCCCACCCGCCGUCCUACGACCACCUCUUGGCCCAUCACCGCGCCUACCUGGGGCUGCAGGACGCGGCGCUGCGCAGGCAGCUCCAGCAUCUCCACCCCCACUCCCACCCCCACCCCCACCAGCACCCCGAGGACCUGAUGCUCGAGAGGUUCUCCUCCAUCCCCGACUUCCAGCCCUUCUUUGACGGCGGCGAGCCGUGCAUCGAGGUGGAGUGCGGCGAGAACAGGGCGCUGCUCUACAUCAAUAAGCUGUGCCAGGGCAGCAAGGGGCCCUCCAUCAGGCACCGCGGCGAGUGGCUCACCCCCAACGAGUUCCAGUUCGUGAGCGGCAGGGAGACGGCCAAGGACUGGAAACGCAGCAUCAGGCACAAGGGGAAAAGUCUGAAGACUCUUAUGUCCAAAGGCAUUUUACAGGUACAUCCUCCAAUCUGUGAUUGCCCUGGGUGUCGAAUUUCAUCUCCAGUGAAUCGUGGGCGCCUGGCUGAGAAGCGCACAAUUCCCCUGCCUCUGAACUGUACCCCUAAGAAGGAGCUGACCUUGGUCUUUAACAGUGAUGACAGCGAAGGCAGCAAUAAAGCAGGUGCUGGCCAUGCCGAUGUCAAGCAAGAGGUCGAGCUCCACUUUACUGUCAAAAGAAAGAGUGAGGGUGACCUCAUCCCUGUAGAUUUCAGCCUGCAUUACACUCCUGAAGGGCAGCCCAGCAGUGAUAGCCAAAGGAAACGCCCCUUUCUCUCAGACAACCUCGUGGGCAAGAGACGCACGUUCUCCCCUAGCAGCGGCAGCAACAAGUGCCUGCUAGAAAGCAAGAAGCUCCGCAGCGAGUCUCCCAAAGAGGGCUUGCGUGUUCUUGGCUCGGAGCCUCUCUGUCACAUGAGCACAGGGGAGCACUACCGACUUAUGAUGUCAGCGCUGAAUGAGCCAGGGUCCUUUGAGGAGCAACAGCAGCGCCUCUUCCAGCUGGCCAGCAGCAUGGGUGUGCCCAGCCCUGCAGACCUGCUGCGCCUGCGACCGGAGGGGAUCAGCAUUCGCAAUCCAGGGACUGUGGAAGUGACAGGGUCCUCCAGCCAGCGGCGUAAGCAAGGCUUACCUCAGCACCGGGACGCCCAUUUUCCUGAGAGGGAUGGGUCACACCCUCCACCACUGCUGUCACACCAGAAUGCUCCACACAUUGCUCUGGGACCACACCUGCGGCCCCCCUUCCUGGGUAUGCCUCACACCCUGUGCCAGACAUCAGGUUAUGGCUUUUUGCAGCCUGCACAAGCUGAGCUGUUUGCACGCCAACAGGAGAUGCUAAGGAAGCAGAGUCUUGCAAGGCUGGAAAUGUCCACUGAGCUGCUGCAGCAGAAGGAGCUGGAAGGGCUGCAGAGGCAGCGUCUGUUGACUGACCCACUGGGGUUGCCCUCAGGCCUGUCUGCAGAUCACCCUGCACUGCGCAGUCUGCAGGACCUACCAGAAGGCCAUCCGCUACGGGAUGAGCUCAGCCGCCGCAGUGCUAUGCUUGUGCUACGCCAUAGUGCCACACCACUGCUCUCCCUUGGCCACCAGGGAGCAACAGCAAACACACCACCCAAAGAAACUGGCUCUCAGAAGAGCUCACAAAAGGGAGCUGUCCAGGGGGACCUGCAUGGAGAGACCAUGGAUGCGCAAGGGGAAGCCUGGGUCCGGGAGGGCGAGGCAGACGGUCCGAGCGAUGCGCCGAAAGAUUCAGAGAGUGAGACGGAGGCUAACGAUGAAAGGCUUGGGAGGCCCUCCAGGGCAGACAGACAUGCAGUGGUAUCUGAGCUCAGCCAGGGCAGAGAUGUGAGCAGGCUUGGCGAGGGUAGCAGGGAGUCAGCUGAAGCGUCCGGGCAACUCAGUACUGCCUGCAGCUUAGUGGGACCCGACUCCCCCAGUCACACCCUCUUUGCCCCAGGCAUCAGCAAAAGUGAAGUCAAGUACCUCCCGCCUACAAUUGUGCCCCCGCUACCCAUACUUCCCACCUUUCCAGCGCUGCCCAACCCAGCUCUACCAUUUGGCUUUCCCUACAGUAGCCCAUACCUGCAUGCAGCAGGAGCUGUGGGAGGACUGGUCCUGGAUGGUGAAGAGACAGGGCCUGUGGAGGAUAUCAGCAAGUGGACAGUGGAGGAAGUGUGCAGCUUUGUUGACAACUUGGUUGGAUGUUCUGAGUACACCCAGGUGUUCCGGGAGCAAGCCAUUGAUGGAGAGACCCUGCCAUUGCUCACUGAGGAGCACUUGCUGAACAAUAUGGGCUUGAAACUUGGCCCUGCCCUGAAGAUCCGCUCUCAGGUAGCACGCCGUGCUGGGAGGAUCCUCUACAUGGCCAGCCUUCCUCUGACGCUACCGUUGCUGCCAUCUGUGCUGCGACCCACGGACAGGGAUGUCCUGCAGAGUGACACACGCCCCCCCUCGGCUGGUAGCGCCACCUCCCCUGGUCGUGCUUCGCCAAAGCAGGAAAAUGGAAAUACUGCAUCUAUGGGAAUCCAUGAUGGUGUGAAACAGGUGUAUUAGGAAAAUAAAAGAAGCCCCCACUCACCUGGCAAAAAUACUUUCAGCAGAUGCCAGGAAGAGCACAGUCAGAAGGAGGAGUGUCCAGCACGUGGAUUGCUGCCCUAUAAACUGCCUUUGUAAGCAACUGAGAAGUAGGAGCAUGUCAGUCCAGGAAUAGAGAAUUCAGACAGUCUUGCCAAAGAAAAGCCCAUAAUCACAACAUUCCUCUUUCAAGCAGACAGACAUCACAAGAAAUUUGUUUCCUCUUGGACAGACCUCUGGACGCUAGACCCACAGGCAUGGAAAACAAAUGCAGGAGCUAGGAGCUCUGCCCACUUCCUUCUUUCCAGCUUCCCACAGGAGCACACAUGUCUCGGAGAGGAAGCUUGCACCAAAUGAGCUGUUUUUCUUCUGUGCAUUGCAUGGUUUGGUACCAAAGACAGCAGGCAGAAUUCAGGUCCUGUGGUUCCCAAUUGGUAGACCAUCAGAUGCAGGCCAGCAGUGGGUCAUGCAGGGUACAAGGUGGCAUCUUCUGGUUGGUUAGAGGAUUGAGAAUGAUACCUUGGCACAGACAACACACCUCUGGUGGAUCUGUGCAUUGCUUCUCAGUGGAUCUCAGCUACUGAUCAGAGUAAAGAGAGUAAACUGAACUGAACUGCUCAGUAGAUUUUAAAACAAUUUUACUAUGUGGUACUUUUAAUGAGUUU
Scleropages formosus (Asian bonytongue) is the source of this 4217-nucleotide messenger RNA. Its product is annotated as sterile alpha motif domain-containing protein 11-like. NCBI's taxonomy places the organism in Eukaryota, Metazoa, Chordata, Actinopteri, Osteoglossiformes, Osteoglossidae. The record is from RefSeq and is a predicted model, not a curated record. The coding region runs from base 910 to 3531 and encodes 873 amino acids. The transcript has 13 exons. Gene Ontology annotation, molecular function: DNA binding; protein binding.